GAAAGCGUCUUCCUCGUGGUUACCGUCUCGGUUAGCCAAACAGCUUCUUUUUGUCAUACAUUAAUCGCUGUUGUUGUCUAAUAUAUAUAACGUAUUUUAGACGGAAACCCGUACAAAUGUUUUCAGUGACUGCUGCAAGGGAAAAAUAACUUUACUGAUAGUCUAAACCAAUGUGCUCUGGAAAAUCUCAGAAUAUGGGAGAACAUCUAGCAUGUGAAAGUGAUAUGCUGUCAAUGAUCAGUGAGUAUCUAAGGUUUGCAGAGUUAGAAGACACUGUAAAAGUGUUUGAAAAAGAAAUUAAAAGCAAGGGGAAACCUGCUCUCAAGACUUCGGGGUCUUCUUGCAGAGACUCCAAAAUCAUCAUUAUUCACGAUGAUUUCAUCAGCUCAUUUAAUGAUGGAGACCACAAGGUAUUCUUUGAGCUGUGGGAUAAAAAUAUUCCUUCAGAAAUCCGGGAUUUUGACCAAGUUGUCCAAAAAUUGGAAUUCUACCUAAAAAUUCAUUUCACAAUAUACCCACUGAAGUCCCCCAUAGGAAGUCAUGAUAAAUCUGAGUUUGACAACAGAAUUACACACUUCAAACACUACCUGGAGACUAGAGGGGCAGCAUUGAGCCAGACAACAGAAUUCCUGCCGUUUUACGCUUUUCCCUUUGUGCCCAAUCCUAUGCUACAUCCAUCAUUCCAAGAGCUUUUCCAGGACUCCUGGAUGGCAGAUUUGAGAGCAAAGCUGGAGAAGUUUCUGGCAACAAUGCUAAAAGCUUCAAACACACCGAGGCUUCUGACAUUAUAUAGGGACGGUGGAAAAGGAAACAAAGAGGCGAUUCAUCAAAUGCAGCUCCAACUGGCCGAGGCAGAGAGGAAGGCCGCCAGCCACAUGAGAAAAUUUGUGAAGCUACAGGCCGACCAUCACAACCUCAUCGUAGUCACAGCCGAGCUGGUCGAGUCGCUGGAGGCCACAGUCCGGGGAAAGAUGAUCUCUCCAGAGUACCUGCAAGGCGUGUGUAUGCGGCUCUUCAACGGUCACGUGAGACAGAGUGCUGCUCAGAGUAUAGAUUUCACCAGACCUGGCACUGGAUAUUACUCCAUGAGCCCUUAUGAUGAUGGAUAUGCAUCCUCAUUGCUGCGGGCGUCGGUCGCACCUCAGAGGUCCAAAGAUGUGCCGUUGCUUCCUUCUCUGGACUAUGAGAAGUUGAAGAAGGACUUAUUAAAUGGAUCAGACAGACUGAAGGCUUUGCUGCUUCAAGCUUUGCGUUGGAGGUUGACUCGAUCUCUUCAUGGUGAGCAGAGAGACACAGUUCUGCAGGCUUUCAUCAACAGCGAUCUUCUGGAGUGGUAUAGUACCAAACAGAAAACUGUUCUUCAUCUCAUAAAAUCCAAGAAUGAGAUUGUCAGACAGUAUAUGGCACGCCUUAUCAACGCCUUUGCCUCUUUGUGUGAUGGCCGCAUGUACCUUUCUCAGAUACCUUCUCUACUGAGGUUUCUGGUAGACUCUCUGAGGACGGAAGAGAAAGAGUCGGUAACUCGAGAGAAUGUGCUCGCGGCUCUGCAGAAGCUCAGCCUCAGACGAGUACAACAGUCGGCUAUGAUACGAGACGGUCUGAUUGGCUGGUUGGUCAAAGAGCUUCACGAUUCAGACUGUCUGUCUGACUACACGCUGGAAUACGCCAUCUCUCUGCUCAUGAACCUCUGUCUGCGCACUCAAGGAAAGCAGAAGUGUGCAGAAGAGGCCGAGCAGGUCCUGAAAGUUCUGACGGAGCUCCUGGGACACGAAAACCAUGAGAUCCGGUACUAUGUGAACGGAGCUUUGUACAGCAUCCUGUCCAUGCCAGAGAUACGAGAGGAGGCAAGGAAGAUGAGUAUGGAGGAAAUCUUACGCUGUUACAUGAAAGAUGAAAACCCUGAACUCAACAGACAGAUCGAGUUCAUCAUUAAACAGCUUAACUCAGAGGAUGUCCCUCAGCAUGAAUUUGAGUCGGAUGAUGAAGAGGACGAUGAUGAUGAUGACGAUGAUGAGGAAGACGUUAUGGAGGCAGACCUUGAUAAAGAAGAAGUCCUGCAGCCUCAGCCCAAAGAACUCACUGGGGAGACUUUACUAACAACAAAGUAUUUAGGGAUAAUGACCAACAUGGUAAAGAUGAAAAGAAGAUCAUGUCCUACAUCUCGAAGUAUUGAUGAGCCCCUGCAGAGGCCGGUUACACCCAGUUCCCACAAAAACACCAUAGCUGUUGGGGAUGUGGUCUACCCCCUCAGCACCCGAAGAAGCGAAGACAGCCCUACCCACUCCCGCUUUAGUUCCCGCCCACCUACUCAGACCGGCAGCCGACCCAGCACCGCCAAAUCCAUACGGCAAACAACGGCCACAGAUUCAGAAUGCUGGCGCUCCUCAGUGGAGUCAGGGCUUGCGGGAUCCCCAGAAAGAUGCAUCUCUCUGCCAGGCCAGGAUGAUGCCAAUGGCCACUCCUACAGUGUGCAGUGCAUCGGGUUUGCAUGCCAGCCAAAGAUUCCUCCCACUCCUGACAGUGACGCAGGCAGUGCUGGCCGGUCCCGUCUACCAACGUUGGCCCCUCAGUUCUCCAACAGCGAGCCCCAGCAGAGCAACAGCAGGCCCGGAUCGGCCAGAGGCUCCGAUGGGCGGCGUAGCCAACAGAGCAGUCAGUCGAACAGGAAGUGAAGACUGAAUCUUUCAGCAGGUGAGGCCUGUCGGCAGAGGAGCAUCCAGCUUCCUGUAACAGCAUCCAGAGAUCUCAUCGGGGCCGUGUGUCCGUGUGCCUGGUGGAACAAAGCUCAGGAUUGUCGCUUCUAACGGCCUUUCAGCCCCCACUUCUGUAACACAACACGCUUCAGCAAUAAUCACAAGUACUUUCAUUACCUCACAAGCGUCCGAACGCCUGCCGCUCCGCUCCUGCUUUGUUACUCUUGAACCCUGACCACCCUCGCCUAGAAGAGGAAGAUUUAUAACGUGCAAAAAUGAAGGCUGCGCUCCAUUAACUUGAUUGUGUAAUCCAUUAGAAUUUAGUGUUCUGUAUUGUAGAUUGCUGUUUUUAUUGUAGCUUUUGUGUGGUUUCAGUUGAUGUUUAACCCCUUUAUAUUAAAGUGAUACAUUAAUGAUCUUAAAUUAGUUUUGCAUGAUGUGACUGAGAAAUCUAGUUAGUGUUAGUACCUAACAUGGGGUCAUACUUGGGACAUUCUCUGUAGUUUAUUUUAGGAUUUGACUCUUGGUUUUGUUUAAAAAGGCUUUGCUACUUAAUUGUGAAUUUUUUUAUAUGAAAUACAAAUAAUACAUUUUAUAUAAAAAUGUUGCUGUUUUUAUUUACAAAGAUUAUGUAACUAACCUAAAAUGAAGGGCAAAUAAAAAUGUGUUGUUUCAAUAUAAUUCCCAGAAACAAAUAUAUCUUAAAUCUAAGUUAAUAUAACUUACAUUUUUAUUUAAUAUUAUACAAAUAUGAAGCUCUUAUAGAUAUUAGAUAUAUCUUAUAGAUAUUACCAACUUUUACAUAUUGUAAGACAUGUUAGGGCAAAUUAUUUUCAGUUAAGAGAGCUCAAACAUUAAUUUUAGUCUGGAACUAAUCUUAAGCCUCGUCUGUGAAACCGGUCAAAAGUGUUAUAUAUUGUUUAUACUUUUAAAGACUUACUUGCUCUGAAUUUGAUUAUUACCAAAUAUAUUCAGAUAUGUGUGAAACUUUGAAUUGUUUGCUCUGCCCUAUUGGUACAUACUCUUAUAUAACACUUAGCUUUGAAGACUUUUUUUGUUAUAUUUUGAUCUAAACUGUCACGCUAUGGCAGAUGAGAUCUUGUGUCCUGCUGUGUGUCACGUCCUUCCCCCGCCGGCCUGAACAUCUGCACAUUUGUAUGCGCAAGCAACCGCAUACACACAAGAUACCCCAGCUGAACGCUGUUGAAAUCUCCAGUGAACUCAUUUACUGCUUCAUACCUGUCUAUUUUGGGUUAUUUGGUAUUCUUUCGCUCUUUUGUAGUUUGAUUACACGUAUUGUGUAACCUAAUUGUCUCAGAUAUCUAAGUGUGGUGAAGCGUGAGUUUUUCUUUAAGUAGGGAAAAUACCACAACAAAGCGAUGGGAUUAAUGUUGAAUAAAUGUUGAGCAACAAUUUCUAGAAGACUUGGAUGUCAUUUCUACUAAUAAAACUGGUUAGUUUGGUGUUUAGAGUUGU
Triplophysa rosa is the source of this 4169-nucleotide messenger RNA. Its product is annotated as lisH domain-containing protein ARMC9. Gene Ontology annotation, molecular function: protein binding. The record is from RefSeq and is a predicted model, not a curated record. Gene Ontology annotation, cellular component: ciliary tip; ciliary basal body; centriole. Gene Ontology annotation, biological process: cilium assembly. Bases 171 to 2672 code for a protein of 833 amino acids. The transcript is spliced from 26 exons. Lineage: Eukaryota; Metazoa; Chordata; Actinopteri; Cypriniformes; Nemacheilidae.